Molecule: messenger RNA, 450 nt
Organism: Penicillium crustosum
Lineage: Eukaryota; Fungi; Ascomycota; Eurotiomycetes; Eurotiales; Aspergillaceae
Exons: 2
Coding region: 1-450 (149 amino acids)
Source: RefSeq, a predicted model, not a curated record
AUGCCACGGAAGAGCCAAAAUGCUACGCCGUGGAGAGAGAAGAGAAGACUUCAAGCCGAAGGCAUUACGGAUACCAGAAGACUAUCGAAGACCAACCGAGAAAGGUUUCGCCGCCAGAAGAAAGCCGCAUUCAGAGGAGCCAAUCGUUUGUUUGUCGAUGGCCUAGAUACGAGUCGUAAUCGUCGCAUCUAUAUUCUCAUUAUAGAAAAGAUGAAGUCUGGGCCUCGCUAUACUACGUAUGAUUCCCACCCAAAAAGUGAAUGGAUUCCGGCAGCAGAAGAAGUGGCCAAAAAUUGGCCCCGAACCGAUACGUGGGAUCCCUCCGACUUUGGCGAUUCACCGAAAGCAAAUGACCAUGGCACAAAAGCGAAGACUCCACAAAUGAUAUCUGGCCAAAAGACCUUUCGACGGACGCUCGUAAUACCACGGCCGCCUUUACUCCACCUCUGA